Molecule: messenger RNA, 2145 nt
Organism: Knipowitschia caucasica
Lineage: Eukaryota; Metazoa; Chordata; Actinopteri; Gobiiformes; Gobiidae
Source: the annotation of a GenBank genome assembly
AUGUCAAGCGGCCGGACGCAGCCAAACAGUGGAGUGAGUUCAGUGCCCGGGACGAGCAGCAGUGGCGGGGGUACUGGCUCUUCCAACCCGGGUGGAGGAAGCAGCCACACAGCUUCAAGUAAUGGAAACAGCUCUGCGAACGUGGUGCCCUCUCGGAGUUUGGCUUCCCCCGCAGCAGCUGGUGGAGACAGCGGGUUGUCGGUGCCUAGUUUGUCCACAGGGCCGUCCUCCAGGGUCGGCUUUUCCUCCCUGAACAGACCCUCAGCCUCUUCCAGCAGCAGGAAGAGGUCUCUGCAUCAAGCGCCUCUCUAUAAUGGACUGCUGAACUCCUAUGAGGAUAAAAGCAACGACUUUGUCUGCCCUAUUUGUUUUGAAAUGAUAGAAGAAGCACACAUGACAAAGUGUGGGCACAGCUUUUGUUUUAAAUGCAUACGGCAAAGUUUGGAGGAUAGCAACAGGUGUCCGAAGUGCAACUAUGUUGUUGAUAAUGUGGAUCAGCUCUACCCAAACUUUCUUGUAAACGAACUGAUUCUUAAACAGAAGCAAAGGUCAGAGGAGAAAAGACUGAAACUCGAUCAUCCUAAUGGGUCAAGGUGGCAGGUCUUCCAGGAUGUACUGAGUCCGGACCAGGAGAACCUUGAUCUUGCAAAUGUCAAUCUGAUGCUCGAGCUCCUGGUUCAGAAGAAAAAGCAACUCGAAGCAGAAUCUCAAGCAGCGCAAAGGCAAAUCUUAAUGGAGUUUCUCAAAGAAGCAAGGAGAAACAAGAGAGAGCAACAUGAGCAAUUGCAGAAGGAGCUGAACUUUCUUGAAGAGGACAUUAAACGUGUUGAGGAAAUGAGUGGUUUGUAUUCUCCAAUAAUGGAGGCAGAAUGCACAGUGCCCAAUGUGGAGGCUCCCUCUCCAGCUCCCAGUUGUAGUAGUAUUAUUGAUACACAAGACUACAAUCAGCCUCCAGGGUUUGGGGGUUCGACACAGGGUAAAAGACAAACUUGGUACAACAGCACACUCGCGUCCAGAAGAAAGAGACUGACGGCACACUUUGAAGACUUGGAGCAGUGUUACUUCUCCAACAAAAUGUCCAGAAUUACAGAUGAGGGCCGAAAUCUGAACCAGCUUGAUGACUUCAUGGAGUGUCUAUCCAAAUUCACUCGCUACAACUCGGUGCGGCCCCUCGCCACGCUUUCGUAUGCCAGUGACCUCUAUAAUGGCUCUAGUAUUGUUUCUAGUAUUGAGUUUGACCGUGACUGUGACUACUUUGCCAUUGCCGGUGUGACCAAGAAAAUAAAGGUCUUUGAGUAUGGCACUGUGAUCCAAGAUGCAGUAGAUAUUCACUACCCAGUAAAUGAAAUGACCUGCAAUUCUAAAAUCAGCUGUAUCAGCUGGAGUAGCUAUCACAAGAACCUUCUGGCUAGCAGUGACUAUGAGGGUACCGUCAUCCUGUGGGAUGGGUUUACGGGCCAGAGAUCCAAAGUCUAUCAGGAACAUGAAAAAAGGUGUUGGAGUGUUGACUUCAAUUUGAUGGACCCUAAACUUUUAGCCUCAGGUUCAGAUGAUGCUAAAGUUAAGUUAUGGUCAACAAAUCUUGACAACUCAGUGGCCAGCAUUGAAGCUAAGGCAAAUGUCUGCUGCGUGAAAUUCAGUCCGACCUCCAGAUAUCAUCUGGCCUUUGGUUGUGCAGACCAUUGUGUUCACUAUUAUGAUCUACGUAAUACCAAGCAGCCAAUAAUGGUGUUCAAAGGCCACAGAAAAGCUGUGUCUUACGCGAAGUUUGUAAAUGGAGAUGAAAUUGUUUCAGCAUCUACAGACAGUCAGCUUAAGUUGUGGAAUGUCAACAAAACCCACUGUCUGCGCUCAUUUAAGGGACACAUCAAUGAGAAGAACUUUGUGGGUCUGGCUUCCAAUGGAGACUACGUGGCUUGUGGCAGCGAAAACAACUCACUUUAUUUAUAUUAUAAAGGACUUUCAAAAACACUGCUAACAUUUAAGUUUGACACAGUGAAAAGUGUUUUGGACAAAGAUAAGAAAGAAGACGACACAAAUGAGUUUGUCAGUGCAGUUUGUUGGAGGGCCCUACCAGACGGAGAGUCAAAUGUUUUAAUUGCUGCAAACAGUCAGGGAACAAUCAAGGUACUCGAGCUUGUGUGA